AUGCUUGAAGCUGGAGCACUUGUUUGGCUUGCCUACAAGCAGGAAGCCGCUGUUUCCGGCGCCCGCGCCGCCGAUGCCCAGCUCCGGCUUGAGCAUGCCGCGGCCAGCGCAGCUCGCGCGGCUGCCCUCUCCGCCACUGCCCAGGCUGCGGUGGCAGCCACCCCUGCGCCCCCGGCCUCGGGCACUGCCGCAGAGGCUGCCCAGGGGGCCGUCAGUGGCGCGGGUCCCCGUAGUUCGAGUCCUCGCCUGCCUGCACCAGAAGCGGCAGCGGCACCCCCGUGGCGCCCCGGCGCUGACGCCCCCUUGGGCGGCCGUGUCAAGCGGGCACGAGAAGAGAGCCCCGAGUGGGCAGCGCCCCGAAAGUGCACAUUAAGUUUCAUCGAACUCAUAGCAUUGCUGCAGACCAAAUUGCUAACAUAUAUUACUCAGUGA
Penicillium brevicompactum is the source of this 432-nucleotide messenger RNA. RefSeq lists its product as uncharacterized. Lineage: Eukaryota; Fungi; Ascomycota; Eurotiomycetes; Eurotiales; Aspergillaceae. The record is from RefSeq and is a predicted model, not a curated record. Bases 1 to 432 code for a protein of 143 amino acids. The transcript has 4 exons.